UACUCGCCCGAGUACCUGGCAGAGUAUAACGGUGACCGCGUCAUCCUCUGCGCCUCAAUCUUUAUCGUGCUUCAUAUCUUUUUUGUAUGCCUACGCUUCGUCUCCCGACGUAUGAAAAAGGCGCCUUGGGGCUGGGACGAUGCUUUCAUAGUAGCCGCCGCCAUCUUCUCCUUUGGGGUGAUUGCAUCUUGUCUAGUUGAUGUCUACGCGGGUGGAGUGGGUUAUCAUGUCGUCGCCGUGGCAAAGAACACGCCGUGGAAACUGAAAACAUGGGCAAAAUUCACCUUCAUCAUCCCGCUCACGUAUCUCCCUGCCAUCGCCAUGCCCAAGCUCAGCAUCCUUUGCCUGUAUCUUCGCAUCUUCAGCGAGCCCAUUCACCGCGCAGUCUGCUGGAUCACAGCCGGCCUCAUCGUUGCGAACUGUAUCGGGUCCAUGGUUCCAGCAUUCGUCAUUUGCGUACCCUUGGAGUUUCUUUGGAAUCAAAAUCUUCCUGGCGGCGGUCACUGUAUCGACAUCGAUGCUUGGUAUCGUUGGAGCUCAUUGAUGAACAUCCUAACGGAUCUCAUUAUGCUAGGUCUCCCGAUUCCCGUUAUUAUCAAGCUGCAUGUCUCACGCAAUGUGAAAGUUGGAUUGGCAAUCACAUUUGCAACAGGUUCUAUUGGAGUAGUGACAGCCAUAAUACGAUUCGUCGGCUUCUUCACUAGGGAUUUCGCAGAGGACGGCACGUGGACUGCGACGAGGCUCAUUGUUCUUUCCAUCAUAGAGCCAGGCUUAUAUCUCAUUGCAGCAUGUCUUGUUUGUUUGAAGCCCGUC
Molecule: messenger RNA, 813 nt
Organism: Mytilinidion resinicola
Lineage: Eukaryota; Fungi; Ascomycota; Dothideomycetes; Mytilinidiales; Mytilinidiaceae
Exons: 3
Source: RefSeq, a predicted model, not a curated record